AUGUUUUCCCCUCUGCAAAAUGGCGUGGAACAGAUCUUCCAACCGUGGGUCAUACGCACGUACGGUGACCGGGCAAAGACGAAGACCAUCACGCUGAAGAAGCAGGCACGCAUCAUCAAAACACUGCGCGGCCAGGAGAUGAACAAUCCGGACAGUUCCAAGUUUCGAUUUUGGGUUAAAACGAAAGGAUUCACCACUUCGAGGCCGGGCAACUUUCAGGAUGUUUUCACUUACCAGAACAUUCCGGAGAACGAUGGUUGCAUACUUUACGCACCGAGCGGUGGCCUGGAACCGGGACAACCGUACAAAAAGGUGGCCGUGGUGGAAAACUUCUUCGACAUCAUCUACGGUAUCCACGUAUCGCUCGGUAGUCGCGCCAGUAGACACGCCGGCCAGAAGCGAACGUACCGUACGAUCACCGAAACAUACGCAUUCCUACCCCGGGAAGCCGUUACCAAGUUCCUGUCGCUGUGCGGCCAAUGCUCGAAGCUUACCACGAAACCUUCUUCACCGACGGAAGAGGAACGUAGUACCAACACCAGAUCGCAGCAGCCGCUGCCUGACCGGUUGCAAGAUCCAAGCGCACGCUUCGACAAAGCAACCUGUGACAGUACGCUCGACAGUGUUUCGCGGCGCAGCACGGCGCAAUCCGUUAGUCGCGGUUCUGAUCGAGACUACUCGCCUUCGCCGUACUACGAGUUGUUGCGAAACUUUUACGAAAGUGCCCGAUCGAGUGCGUCCAAAAGGGAUGUCCACCCUUUCAGUGCCGUUGGUGGUGCGCGACGAAUGGGCAGAAGCUCGCUGGAACUCAGAAGCCAUAGUGAACCGGUAGCGUCCGAGCAGAUCGGCGGUGGUCCUGCUGCUCGACCAAACAGUGCCACGGCUGUUGAAGUGGAAACGCUGCGGCGCUGCGUAAGCGGCGAAGUGCAACGAGCAGUGAUCGAAGAUCGGGUGGUGAACGGCGACGCGAAACCGUUGGUUGGAUUGAACAAUAAUUUUAGUGACAAGCGCUCGGGGGUGGCGGUGGCGGUGGCGGCGGCCGGAACGGGAAGUCAGACGAAAGCGCCCAUCACCUCGACGUAUCUCGGUGUGACGCGAAGCUUCGGGCUGGACGAUGACGAUGCGCUGAAUAUGGUGAGUCUCUUCUAUUACUACUACGGGUACUUUAGUAUGCAGAAACUGUGCAACGGUCAUCGUCUAUAA
Molecule: messenger RNA, 1203 nt
Organism: Anopheles darlingi
Lineage: Eukaryota; Metazoa; Arthropoda; Insecta; Diptera; Culicidae
Exons: 4
Coding region: 1-1203 (400 amino acids)
Source: RefSeq, a predicted model, not a curated record